Molecule: messenger RNA, 679 nt
Organism: Selaginella moellendorffii
Lineage: Eukaryota; Viridiplantae; Streptophyta; Lycopodiopsida; Selaginellales; Selaginellaceae
Product: protein UXT homolog
Exons: 6
Coding region: 26-664 (212 amino acids)
Biological process (GO): negative regulation of transcription by RNA polymerase II; positive regulation of transcription by RNA polymerase II
Cellular component (GO): mediator complex; chromatin
Molecular function (GO): transcription corepressor activity
Source: RefSeq, a predicted model, not a curated record
CAGUUUUGUUUUAGGGUUCUUCGCGAUGGCUAGUGGAGCUGGAAGACGCGGGAACAAGGCGGAUAAGGUCUUGGAGUACGAGGCCUUCGUGGACAAACGCCUCAAGCCGGACCUUGUCCGAGCUAUUGCCGAGAGGGACAAGCUCAUGGAGCAGCUUAAGACUUACUCGGAUCUUGCCACUAACAUCAAGAUGCUAGAAGAGAACAAGCUUGCGAGGCUAAGAACCAUGGUGAACUUGGGAUCCGAGAUUUACUGCCAGGCAGAUGUGCCAGACACGUCGCGUAUCUUUGUCGACAUCGGCCUUGGCUUCCACGCGGAGCUCUCUUGGAAAGAAGCCUUGGACUUCAUCACCACAAAGACAACGAUCCUUGACAGGACUCAUGAGCGCGAUUCUAAUGCCCAGGCAAAUCGACGAGGAGACGAAACGUGUCGCGAGAAUCAAGUCUCAAAUCAAGCUGGUCUGCGAAGGCAUUCGCGAGCUCUUGAAUUUGGGGCCAGAGUGAUACUGUUCCAUUCUACUCGAAACUUAAAACUUACUACUUGGAAGUUAUACCUUGGAAGAUUCUAUUUGGGGCAAUCGCCGCGCGGAGGUUUUGACACGUGCCCUUCUGUGGCAGACAUUAACUCAUUUUUACGACAGCGUGACAAAACGAAUGACCAUUAGUUAAAGUUAAGAAAA